AUGAUUUUGAAAGUGAUUCUAACGACUUUAUUCUUUGUGGCAGGGAUAACUGCUCUUUCUGCUGCAGAAUGGCGCACACAGUCGAUCUACUUUCUUCUGACAGAUCGCUUCGGUCGGACUGACAACUCCACUACUGCAACGUGUGACACUGGAGAUCAGGCAAAUAAUACCCAUCAAUUAAUCUAUCGCCUUGAAGUUGCGGAAUCUUACUAUGGCCUUCUUAGAUUUAUUGCGGAGGCAGCUGGCAAGGUGUCAUUAAUCAUCAUCAAGCUUGAUUACAUCCAAGGAAUGGGCUUCACGGCCAUCUGGAUCUCACCUAUCACCGAACAACUCUCCCAGGAUACUAGCGAUGGAGAAGCCUACCAUGGAUACUGGCAACAAAAAAUAUACAAUGUCAAUUCUAAUUUCGGCGCUUCCAAUGACCUUGUUGCCCUCUCAGAUGCGCUUCAUGCACGGGGUAUGUAUUUAAUGCUGGAUGUUGUCCCUAAUCAUAUGGGAUACGCUGGAAAUGGGGAUGAUGUAGACUAUAGUGUCUUUGAUCCCUUUGACUCAUCCUCCUACUUCCACUCAUACUGUCUCAUUACUGAUUAUACUGACAUUGAGAUGGUUCAAGACUGUUGGGAGGGAGAUACAAUUGUUUCUUUGCCAGAUCUGAAUACGACGGAAACAGCAGUUCAGGAUAUCUGGUACGCUUGGGUUGCCGACCUGGUGGCUAAUUACUCAGUCGACGGACUGCGCAUUGAUAGCGUCCUUGAGGUUCAGCCUUCAUUCUUCCCUGCUUACCAAACUGCUGCUGGCGUCUACUGCGUGGGUGAGGUUGAUGACGGUGACCCAGCCUUGGACUGCCCAUACCAGGAGUAUUUGGAUGGAAUUCUCAACUACCCAAUAUACUACCAACUCUUGUACGCAUUUGAAUCCAGCAGCGGCAGCAUCAGCGAUCUCUACGAUAUGAUCAACUCGGUCGCGAGUGACUGUUCUGAUCCCACACUGCUGGGAAACUUCAUUGAGAACCACGACAAUCCUCGCUUUGCCUACUACACCUCAGACUACUCUCAAGCGAAGAAUGUUAUCUCAUUCAUGUUCUUCUCUGAUGGAAUCCCGAUUGUUUAUGCCGGACAAGAGCAGCAUUACAGUGGUGGUGCUGUGCCCUACGACCGUGAAGCCACUUGGUUGUCCGGAUACUCAACGACUGCAGAGCUGUACACUUGGAUCACCGCGACCAAUGCCAUCCGCAAGCUGGCAAUCUCGCUGGAUGAUGACUACAUCACAUACGCGAACGAUCCAUUCUAUACUGACGAUAAUACUAUUGCCAUGCGAAAGGGUACAUCAGAUCUACAAGUUAUCACAGUGCUGAGCAAUCGGGGUGCAGAUGGCUCUACCUACACUCUUACUCUGAGUGGCAGUGGAUAUGAUUCUGGAACGGAGCUCAUUGAGGCCUACACAUGCACAUCGGUGACAGUGAGCUCCAGUGGUGAUAUAGCCGUUUCGAUGGAAUCCGGACUCCCUAGGGUGUUUUUGCCAGCGUCUUCAUUUGACAACAGUGAUCUCUGUGGUGGAACCACCACGACUACCACAAGUACCAGUACAAGUACGACCUCAACUGCGACUAAAACAAGCACUUCCACGUGCACAACUGCAACAGAGGUCUCGAUUAUCUUUGAAGAAAUAGUCACAACUACCUAUGGUGAGGAGAUAUAUCUUAGCGGUUCCAUCUCCGAGUUCGGGUCAUGGGAUACCUCGGAUGCCUCCGAACUCUCGGCAGCAAAGUACACCUCUUCCAACCCGGAGUGGUACUUGGAAGUUACUUUGCCUGUGGGAACGAGCUUCGAGUACAAAUUUAUCAAGGUGGAGACUGACGGGACAGUCGUUUGGGAAAGCGAUCCUAACCGCAGUUAUACUGUACCGUCGUCCGUGUGCUCGGGAGUUGUUGAAACAGUGCAAGAUACAUGGAGAUAG
Messenger RNA from Penicillium malachiteum, 1956 nucleotides. Its product is annotated as putative alpha-amylase. The transcript has 6 exons. Gene Ontology annotation, biological process: carbohydrate catabolic process. Bases 1 to 1956 code for a protein of 651 amino acids. The record is from RefSeq and is a predicted model, not a curated record. Gene Ontology annotation, molecular function: starch binding; alpha-amylase activity; calcium ion binding. Lineage: Eukaryota; Fungi; Ascomycota; Eurotiomycetes; Eurotiales; Aspergillaceae.